Molecule: messenger RNA, 3062 nt
Organism: Megalobrama amblycephala (Wuchang bream)
Lineage: Eukaryota; Metazoa; Chordata; Actinopteri; Cypriniformes; Xenocyprididae
Exons: 10
Coding region: 25-888 (287 amino acids)
Source: RefSeq, a predicted model, not a curated record
UGCCACGAGAGGGCAUAAAAUAUCAUGAUGAUGGCUGAACCCAACCCACAGACUCGAGACAAACAACAGUUCUCUGUUAUACGCCUUCAGCAAACUCACAGAUGCUUCCUCAGUAGAUUAUAUAUUUCCACAAAACCAAAAGAGAAGAAAGGCAGUGUGAAGAUGUUCUUCAGACGUUCUCAUAUUCUCUGGAUCUUGAUCAUCUGCGAAGCUGUUUCAGGUGAUUAUGUGACGAAAGCAGUGAAUAGUGAAACUACGUUCACUCCAGUGUCUGGAUCUGUCGGUCCUAGCACCACCAGCAUUAUAUGGAAACAAAGAAACAAUGCGGGGAUUGUUGUGAAGGUCAUUGAAUGGGAUCGGGAUGAUGGCAGCUUUGACAUUCCCAACGCUAAUUUCAAAUCCCACACACGCCUGGACAAAGACACUGGAGAACUCACUUUAAGAAAUUUACAGCUCAAACACACUGGAGUUUACACCAUCGACAUCAACAGUAAAGAGCAAAGAAAACAGUUCAGCCUGACUGUCAAAGAGUCUGUCAACGAACCUCAUAUUACAAAAGAGUGCAUAAUAGAAGAGGUUCCUGUAUGUACCUUGAGUUGUGAUGGUGGUGAUGCCCCCCCUGAAACUACAAUCACCUGGAAAAACUCAGCUGGAGAGACGCUGUACAAACAAAAUAUGAGGACGAUAACAGUGAUCAAGAGCAGUAAUCCAGAAAACUUCUACACCUGCACACUGAAGAACGCAGUGAGUGAGAAGACCAGUGAUCCGGUGUAUGAGAGCGAUCUGUUUGAUGAUUCAAACACCAAACUUGUCCUUGCAAUUGUCACUCCUUUGAUCAUUGUGGUCCUCAUCAUAAUCACCCUGAUUACAUGGUUGUGCUGCUGCUAGCUUCGGAGACUAAAAGACACUCAUGAGUGAAUGACUGAUGCUCAUCAUGACUCUUCAAAUGCAAAGCCACACAUGGAUCUUCUCGACACAUUUUCCUGGUCAUCAGCUCUAAAUCCCAGCUUUACUAAAACAUCUUAACCGUCUGUGCCUUCAGAACUUUGAUUGUUGCUUUCUGACCCGUCUGCUGAGCCGAGAAGAUGUAAAAAUGAAACUUUCUCCUCUGAAUUUCAAUCUUUCAAUCUUCUCUAACAUAUGCAAAUACUUUUUUUCAAUCAGGGACAAGAUGAGAAUAUCUUACUGGCACCAAACAGAGAGUUGUGUAUAAAGAACAACAACAACAACAUUCACUGGUCAAAGCAAAGGGAUAGUUUGAUGCAGGGCAUGAACACUGAAUAAAAUGUAAAAUAUGAAUGCAUCUUGUUAAGACUUCUAUUUAUAUGAACAUAUAUGAACAGCAAAAUGUGCAAAUUACAAAAAAAUAUAAAGUUUAAUCAAUUUUAAAUUGUGUCCAUCACAGUUUGUAUUUGACAGAUUUUUUCUGUUCACCUUGGUGAAUUUUCUUCAUCUGCCGCCCCUCUUUCUUGUGGCGUCCCCCAAGGGUCCGUAUUGGGCCCCAUGCAUUUUGACGGUGCUUUUAAAUGUGAAAAACAGAUUAAUUCUGUUUCUUCUAGCUGAGGCUGUUGGCUAAAGUCAAGCCCUACCUGCUGCACAAGGAGUUUGAAAGAGUAAUUCAUGCUUUUAUUACAUCUCGACUACUAUAACUCUUUAUAUGUUGGAUUGGGUCAGUCAUCUCUUCAUCGCUAUAGUUAGUCCAGAAUGCAGAGCACUGAGAUCGUCCAAUCAGAUGUUCCAAGAUCCAUGUUAAUAAAUAAAGGUAUCAAGCCUUUUCAUGGCUGCUCCUAAUCUCUGGAAUAAUCUGUUCACAUAAGAACAGCUCGGACUGCUGAAAUUUUGCUGAAAAGUCUUAAAUCACCUGUAUUCCUUAGCUUUCAUUUUGAGUUGAGUUUUGACACUGACUUUGUUUAUUUGUUUGUGUAUCCUGAUAUUGUAAAGCACUUUGGUCAACUAUGGUUGUGCUAUAUAAAUCAAAUUUAAAUUAGUACACUUUAAUUACAUAUUUAUAAUUAUUGAUGUCAAAAAAGGCUACAUUACUGUAAAUCAGUUAUUAUAAAACAGCUACUGUUUUUGGGAGCACACCUGAAAUAUUCAAUCCAAAAUGAAUAUGUGCAGGCAAAAAUGAUCCAGCAGCCAGAUAGUAGAUUUGUAAUGUUGAGGCAUAGAGCGCCCCCUGGCGAACGAGAUCAUCAUCUCACGUGGAUAAUUUAAUGCAUUAUUCACCUGUCCCGGUUGACAGACUUGCUGGACACACACUUCAGACAUCGAUAUCAAACAUUUGCAAUGUACACCAGAUGGCAGCAGUAACUCUUUCCUUAUAUUAGUGAAGGACCAGAUCAUCUCAUGUUUGCCGUGUGUGUUUUUGAACUUCCUUUACAUCUCUAUUCUUAUAGCUCGUGUUGUGCGUGUUCACGUGUCUAAUCAAAAUCUAGAAGAAAAGUGAAUGAAAGUGUACUUUUUCUAACAAAAUGUUACUUCGACGUUUGAUUUUGAUCACCAUCGUUAUGUUCAUCACCUCAGAAACCGUUUCAGGUGAAGGUGUGUUGAAAGCAGUGGGUGAUCAAGUUUCUUUUCGUCCAGACAAAUUUGUUCCUCCUGUCACCAGCAUCAUCUGGAAACACAUAACCACUAGUGGAACUGUUGUCAAGGCGAUUGAAUGGGAUGAAGGAGAAAUUCUAAUCCCGAAUCCAAGAUUCAAAGACAUCACAACUGUUGAUGAGAAGACUGGACAAAUUAAUAUAACUAAUCUAAAAGUUGAACAUAGUGGAGUUUAUACCAUUGACAUCAACAGUAAAGAGCAGGAACAGAGAUUCACCUUGACUGUUAUGGUGAAGAACACAGUGAGUGUGGCGACCAGUGCUCCGGGCAAUGAGGGAAAUCUGUUUACACUGGAGGGACACGUGAAGAACACAGUGAGUGUGGCGACCAGUGCUCCGGGCAAUGAGGGAAAUCUGUUUACACUGGAGGGACACGUAUCAAUCAAAGGAUGUGCCGUCGCAGCCUCCAUUCCUUCGAUCACUAUGAUUAUCAUCAUGCUUUUACUAUAAUUGAUUUUCACG